Messenger RNA from Eucalyptus grandis, 1996 nucleotides. RefSeq names its product probable pectinesterase/pectinesterase inhibitor 51. Gene Ontology annotation, biological process: cell wall modification. The transcript is spliced from 2 exons. The coding region runs from base 106 to 1776 and encodes 556 amino acids. Lineage: Eukaryota; Viridiplantae; Streptophyta; Magnoliopsida; Myrtales; Myrtaceae. The record is from RefSeq and is a predicted model, not a curated record. Gene Ontology annotation, molecular function: pectinesterase inhibitor activity; pectinesterase activity.
AGUUGUCGGAGUUCACUGCACUCGAUGUCUACGCAAUAAUCGACACUGUCCGCACUUGUUACCGAUCCUCCGCCUCCUCCAUCUCCAUCCUCUCAGCUCUCCUCCAUGGCGGCCCUCGUCCACCUCCUCCUCCUCCUGUCUCUCUCCGCCGCCACCUCCGCCGCCGCCGCCGGCCACCGCCCGCACUUCACAGACCCAUCGCACCCCUCCCUCUCCGUCGUCCCGCCCCAGGUCACACGGGCCUGCCGGGCCACCCGGUUCCAGGACCUCUGCGUCUCCACCCUCUCCCGCUCCAAGCCCCCCCUCACCAAGUACUCCUCCCAGUCCCUCUCCGCCAUCCUCGCCGCCGUCGCCGUCUCCUCCGACGGCCUCAACACCGCCCAGUCCAUGGUCAAGUCCCUCCUCGCCCCCUCCUCCGGCCACCGCAGCCUCAACCUCACCGUCCACUCCAAGAACUGCCUCCAGCUCCUCCCCCUGUCCCACUACCGGAUGAGCUCGACGGCGUCGGCGCUGCCCCGCGGCGGGGUCAAGGACGCCCGCGCGUACAUGAGCGCGGCCCUGGAGUACCAGUACAACUGCUGGUCGGAGCUGAGCUACGCGAACGAGACGGCGGCGGUGGACCGCACGAUGGCGUACCUGAACACCCUCAUGUCGCUCACCAGCAACGCCCUGAGCAUGAUCGUCGCGUACGACGUCCGCGGCGCCAAGAUGGACUCCUGGACCCCGCCCGCCACCGAGCGGAACGGCUUCUGGGAACACGGCCCCGGCCGAGGCCCCCUCUCGGGGUCCCCCGGCGGGGUCCCGCGGGGGCUGGCGGCGGACGCGACGGUGUGCAAGGCCGCCGGCCGGGGGUGCCACCGGACGGUGCAGGACGCCGUGAACGCGGCGCCGAACAACGCCGCGAGGGGGAAGAGGUUCGUGAUCCACAUCAAGGCAGGGGUGUACGAGGAGAUCGUGAGGGUUCCGCUGGAGAAGAAGAACGUGGUGUUCGUCGGCGACGGCGCCGGCAGGACGGUAAUUACGGGGUCCCUUAGCGCGGCGAUGCCUGGAGUGUUCACCUACAAUACGGCUACUGUUGGUGUGUUCGGGGAUGGGUUCAUGGCCCUUGGAAUCACGUUCCAGAACACAGCCGGUCCAGAUGUCCACCAGGCUGUGGCCUUCAUGUCGGACAGCGACCUGUCCGUCGUUGAAGACUGCGAGUUCUUGGGCAAUCAAGACACUCUCUACGCCCACUCUCUCCGCCAGUUCUACAAGUCCUGCCACAUCGAAGGGAACGUGGACUUCAUAUUUGGGAAUGCCGCCGCGGUGUUCCAGGACUGCACGAUCCUGGUGCGGCCCCGGCAAGUCACCCCCGAGAAGGGCGAGAACAACGCAGUCACGGCCCAAGGGAGGACGGACCCGGCCCAGUCGACGGGCCUCAUUCUCCACAAUUGCUUGAUUAACGGCACGGAGAGGUACAUGGAGCUGUACCGCAGCAAUCCUAAAGUGCACAGGAACUUCUUGGGCAGGCCGUGGAAGGAGUACUCCAGGACGGUGUUCAUAGGUUGUCGCAUGGAAGAGCUCAUAAGCCGGGAGGGAUGGAUGCAAUUCAGGGAGGGUUUUGCACUCAAAACGCUUUAUUACGGAGAGUUUGGGAACUCAGGACCCGGGGCGGACACGUCGGGGAGAGUUUCGUGGAGCAGCCGCAUCCCGGCGAACCACUUGAACGAGUACUCCGUGCAGAACUUCAUCCAGGGCAACGGGUGGAUUCCUUCAUCGACCCCUUCUCAGCUGUGAAUCAAAAUUGACGUCGGGGAAGAUGGAUCGGACAUGGUUGUUGUGCUUGUGGAAGAUCUAGGAAGAAACCUUGGCAUGAGCUUGAAGGAGUUUGUAUUGCAACUAUAGGAGCGGGAUGUAACAUUAAAUGCCAUCUUCUGUGCAUGAAGACAUGAAAACGAUAACGUUAUCUCUGCAGUUUAAGGAAUUCUACACAUAUGAGCUAAUUUUGCUUGUUAAA